AUGACCAUGAUGCUUCAGAUGUCCUCCGGGGAUCAACCCAUCAUCGAAAAUGGCACCAAAGCCGACGUGGAGAGUAUUCUACCGCCGCCGCCAUCUCAACCUGCAUCUGUUGCAGACUCCAAAGGCUCCAGGAAUCAAGCCAAAGUCGCCAUUCCACGAUCUCGCGCGGGAAUCGCCCCAAGAUACAACCGUCGAGUUCCUCGCGCAUGCGAGUCCUGCCGCGCCCGGAAAACAAAAUGCAGCGGUGACACACCGGUUUGUCGCCAAUGUCGAGAAUUACGAGUGACUUGUCACUAUCCAAUCGGAUGGAAAGAGAGAACCAAAAUACAAGUCGACAAUCUCUCCGAAAAAGCGCACGACUACGAGAAUCUACUGAAGGAGCUUGGCCAUGUGGUAGAAGGCCGUACUGCAGAACGUAUCAAGUCGCUGCUGGAUAAGCACGGAACGGAACUCGAAAAUUCUUCAAAUAGUAACAGCAAUCAGUCGCAUUCCGUCACGCCAAAUGAUGAGGUCGUCGAGGAAGAUAUGGAAGAGGUCACCUCACCCUCGUCAAUCGGCUCUCUUGAAGCCAUUGAUCGAGUCGAGGAAGAUCUAAACCGGAAUGAGAACUCCAGAGCCACCGGGUUCAUGGGUAAAAAUUCGGAGGUGACAUGGAUGCAACGACUUCAGCGCGAAGCUGAGCACCGCUCUAGGGGAUUACCAGGCUCCUUAGAGCCGGGCCAGAGCAAGAGACAGGACGAUGACCUGGCUCUUCACGCCGUAAGCUAUCACCUCGAUGAUCUUGACAUCUCUGUGCCUGGACCGGUUGAACUCUACGCUAUGCCGUCCCGAAACGUGGCCGAUCAACUCUUUGAGGAUUAUCUGAGAACCGUUCAUCCAUUAUUCCCAAUCAUCAAUCGACCCUUGUUCACAGCGCAAUACCGCACCUUUUUCGAUAGUAAUGCGCAGCCUGGAGACAAAUGGCUUGCAAUUCUGAACAUGAUCUUUGCAAUCGCCGCGAAGCACGCUCACUUACUAGAGGCCCCAUGGAAGGGGGAGGAACGUGACCAUCUGGUGUACUUGACCCGGGCUAGGAUACUCAGCAUGAACGGAGACGUGCUCUUCAGUCAUCCUGAUCUCCAACAAGUGCAGGUGGAGGGUAUGAUCGCGUUUUAUCUGCUUGCCUCCGACCAGAUCAACCGGGCAUGGCGGAUUUCAGCGCUUGCGGUUCGCUCCGCUGUCACCCUUGGAAUCAACAUGAAAAACAGCAGUCCCACGACACCGAACAUUUCGAAAGAAGCUCGAUAUCGUGUCUGGUGGUGUUUGUACACGUUCGAGCACAUGCUUGGAGUUAUGACGGGUCGGGCGACUUGCAUUCUGGAUGGUGUUUGCACCACGCCCCUUCCAGUUCCUUUCGAGGAGGAGCAGUUGCAAGAAGCCGCGGCCGCCGAAAUCGUGAAUAACUCUCAACUCCGGGACGAGCGGAUCAACGAAGUCAUGUCGAGUGCUUGGGUACGGCACAUGCCUCUCAAUGCAGCCAACAGCAAGAACCCUGCCAACACCCCUCGCACGAACGAAAAUACCUGGGUCAAGAGCCUCCCUUUUAACACGGGCCUAUGCUACCUAUUCUACUGUGAUCUGGCAGUCAUUGCCCAAGAGAUUGUCAACAAGGUCUACUCUGUUGACUGUGCCAUGGUUCCGUGGAAACAGAUUGAGAAUCGAAUUGGCGAGCUGCGCACACGCAUCGACCGUUGGUUCCAAAGUCUUCCGACGUAUCUCGACUUCACGCGCAAGGAAGAUGAAGGUUCAGAUUUGCUUCGAUGCAAGCUCGCCCUCGCUUUUCAGUACUAUAGCGCGCGAAUUACCCUAGGUCGUCCUUGCCUUUGCCGACGAGAUGCGAGAAAGACCACACCCGAAAAGACUAGCUUCAGCCACGAAAUCGCCGUGCUCGUACUCGAGUCAGCUGAGCGCAUGCUGGAUUUGAUACCCGAUGAGCCCAACGCAGUGCAAUUAUACGAAGUUGCCCCCUGGUGGUGCAUUCUUCAUUAUAUGAUGCAGGCCACCACGGUUCUGCUCCUUGAGCUGUCUUUUGGUUGUGUCCACAUGCCAGAAUCAGAGCAGCAAUUCCUCUUAUUAACCAAAAAAGCUGUCUGCUGGCUCCAUGCAAUGUCUGAGCACAGUGUUGCCUCACGCCGUGCGUGGCAGCUUUGCGAUACUGGACUGCGGCGUCUCGCUGCUGGCAUGAAGCACGACGUCAGCGAUAUGCCUUAUCACCCAUACCAUCCUAUCACCUCCUCCGAUCUCUCUGUUUCCGAGCCUCAGUAUCUGGAGCAAAAUUCCACGGAAGGCUCCAAUAAUUUCUGGGGACCUAAUUUCGAAAAUUCAUGGUCAGGCAAUGCUGCCUCCGGUACGCAUCCAAAUCAGGACUUGAAUCUUGGUGAUCCCCAUUACACAGGCUCUGCCUUUUCGAUCUUCUCUGAUAUGCCUAACAACGAAUUCAUGAAUUCCAACAACGAAAAUUCAGAGGAUCUCUACUUUCCCUACGACCCCAUCAGUGGUGAAUUCAUCCGUGCAUUCUUCCCUCACGCUUACGGCGACGGAAACUGGGAUCCUAAUUGA
Penicillium diatomitis is the source of this 2598-nucleotide messenger RNA. Its product is annotated as Zn(II)2Cys6 transcription factor. The record is from RefSeq and is a predicted model, not a curated record. The coding region runs from base 1 to 2598 and encodes 865 amino acids. Gene Ontology annotation, molecular function: zinc ion binding; DNA-binding transcription factor activity, RNA polymerase II-specific; DNA binding. Gene Ontology annotation, biological process: regulation of DNA-templated transcription; DNA-templated transcription. NCBI's taxonomy places the organism in Eukaryota, Fungi, Ascomycota, Eurotiomycetes, Eurotiales, Aspergillaceae. The transcript is spliced from 3 exons.